AUGCUCAAUACAAACCCUGCCCCUCCCAUCUUUGAAUUUAACAAGAUAUUAGCUUCCCUUGUUAAGAUUCAACAUUUUCAAACUGCUAUUUCUCUUUUUCAACAAAUGCAACUUCGACGAAUUCGAACCGACAUUGUUAAUUUGAACAUCUUCAUUAACUGUUUCUGUCACCUUCAUCAACUCAAUUUUGCAUUUUCUGUAUUCGCCAACAUUCUCAAGCUAGGUUUUCACCCUGAUACCAUAACAAUUACUACACUCAUCAGAGGUCUCUGUGACAGUGGCAAGCUUCACAAAGCCCUUCACUUUCACGAUGACGUUAUAGCUAAUGGGUUUCAACUUGAUCAUGUUAGUUAUGGAACCUUGAUCGGCGGUUUAUGUAAAAUAGGAGAAACAAAAGCUGCUAUGCAGGUUUUGAAAAAGAUCGAAGAAGGUUUGUUGGUUAAGCUUGAUGUGCUAAUGUACAACACAGUCAUUGAUAGUUUGGGAAAGGAUAAUUUGUGA
Vicia faba (fava bean) is the source of this 501-nucleotide messenger RNA. The record is from the annotation of a GenBank genome assembly. NCBI's taxonomy places the organism in Eukaryota, Viridiplantae, Streptophyta, Magnoliopsida, Fabales, Fabaceae.